Molecule: messenger RNA, 300 nt
Organism: Aspergillus melleus
Lineage: Eukaryota; Fungi; Ascomycota; Eurotiomycetes; Eurotiales; Aspergillaceae
Product: WD40 repeat domain-containing protein
Exons: 1
Coding region: 1-300 (99 amino acids)
Biological process (GO): negative regulation of transcription by RNA polymerase II
Cellular component (GO): nucleus; transcription repressor complex
Molecular function (GO): protein binding
Source: RefSeq, a predicted model, not a curated record
AUGGGCGCUCUUAAGUAUACAAUCGAGGGCCAUUCUAGCUGGGUUCGGUCGGUUACCUUCUCCGGCGAUGGCCAGCUCCUCGCAUCGGGCUCUGAUGAUAACACGAUUAAGCUAUGGGAUCCCGCCACGGGCGCUCUCAAGUAUACGCUCGAGGGCCAUUCUAAUUGGGUUGAGUCGAUCGCCUUUUCCGGCGAUGGCCAGCUUCUUGCAUCAGACUCUGAUGAUCACAUUAUCAAAUUGUGGAAUCCCGUCACGGACACUCUCAAGUAUACGCUCGAGGGCCAUUCUAGCCUAGUUUGA